This is a messenger RNA of Priapulus caudatus, 771 nucleotides long. Its product is annotated as zinc finger protein 277-like. Lineage: Eukaryota; Metazoa; Priapulida; Priapulimorpha; Priapulimorphida; Priapulidae. The record is from RefSeq and is a predicted model, not a curated record.
AUGUCAUUCAUCCAAGGAAAAAUCCCUGAUGACAUGAAGGCAGCAAGGGUCAUUCCGAUCACCUUCUACAUCAGUUAUUUGGCUUACUACAGCAGAGAUAACACCGAACCAAUUUCCAGAAUCCUCCACGCGGCCUGCCCACUGUGUGACGAAUGCUAUUGCCUGGUUGCCGCGAGAGACGAGUUCCUCGCCCAUCUGCUACGCGAACACAAGUUCGUCAUAGGUGAAGUGCACCAGGUUGCCGACAUGAGACGAUAUGUAGAGUACUGGAAGGAGAAAUUCCAGGUCAGUCCCUUGACCGAAUUCUGUGGUGUCAUCAAAACGAACAGCAAGGAAAACUAUCUAGGGCAGGAAGAAUACUAUUUCUUACUCUGUGACGUAUUACCAGAAGAUAAAGAACUUCGUGAGAAGUUACAGAGAAAGAAGCUUGAGGAUGUUCUGAUUCAGCAAGAGAAAGAGAGGACAAACUCCAGCUUCAGUCGUGGCUGCCUAUUCUGCAAGAAUCAGUUCUCGGGAUCACGUGGUCGACAAGAGUUGCUGAAUCACAUGGCACAUCUGCACGGGUUCAGUCUGGGCCUUCCGGACAAUCUAGUUUUCACAGACGAGCUUCUAGACCUGCUCCAAGACAGAGUUACAAAGUUGUACUGCCUGUGUUGUGAGAAGGUUUUUAAGGACAGGAUGGUGCUGAAAGAACACAUGCGCAAGAAGAAACACAAGCAACUCAAUCCAAACAAUCCAGAAUACGACAAAUUCUACGUUAUCAACUACAUG